Messenger RNA from Rhopilema esculentum, 4668 nucleotides. RefSeq lists its product as uncharacterized. The record is from RefSeq and is a predicted model, not a curated record. NCBI's taxonomy places the organism in Eukaryota, Metazoa, Cnidaria, Scyphozoa, Rhizostomeae, Rhizostomatidae.
AUGUUGAUUUCACAACAGCAACAACGCGUGGGUGCAAUUAGUUCAAUCAUGGAAGGGGAACAACAUAGUAGUGAUACCAACGCCGAUGAGUUUGAAUUACUUUUUGAUCCUGAAUUUGCCGAAUGGCUGGAAAACGAUGAUGAAUUUAUGAAGUCGAUGGAUCUGCUUGCAAAUGUAGAGGAUGAUUCUGCAGACCAAAUCCUGCAUUGCCAAAAAUGUGAGAAAACAUUCAAGACAAAACGUGGACUACUGCGGCAUGAAAAAACAGCGCACUCUGCUCCAAAUGAAGAAACCCAUAAGAGGAAACUCUGUCAUCCAUUGGAAAUAAAGAGAAUUGCCAAUGAAGCUGGGAAAAAACUAGCUGCUGACAAAUGCUUUCCAGAGCUAAUCCGAUCCAACUUCAGCUCCUUUAGUAUUACCAACGAAGAAUGCCUAAUUUUGAAAGAUCUAUUUUCAUCUGCUAUAGAUGUUUUCAAUGGGGACCUACAAAAGUUCUGUUCCACAACUUAUUCUAAGUUUUCUUCUAGAGAAGUUAAGACUCUCGGAGCACUGAGUGAAUUUGAAACCACUUUAUUGCUUACUGAAAUUUUAAAUCUUUAUCUUUCACACCUUGCUGGCAGUGCUAAUGAAGUUAAUAUACCAUUAAAGAAGAUAUCUGCAAAAGAAGUAGAGAGUUUGGAAUACUUGGCAGGAUACUGUUUUAGAAAGACAUACUUCAAGUUAAGAAGCAGUAGAACUAAACAUUUAGAAGCAACUGAGCAGUCUCUUGCAAUUAUCAAUGCUGCAAAAACAGAUGAACCCCAGUCCUUUGUUGACUUGAAAAACAACACUGGUCUUUGGAAGGUAAACAGACAUGCUACUGCAUUACUUCGUCAAGUAGAAAUGGUCUUUAGAAAACAAGCAGGACUGUCUUUGCAUUCUGUAAAUGCAGAUGAAAUUAUUGAAAUUUCAAUGGUCAACCCAGUUGUCAAAUCUUGUAUGACUUCAAUGUCCUGGAAUACAGAUUAUUUAGACAUUGAUGAGGAGAUUGUGCAAAAUGUAUUUCACUUGAUCAUCAAGUUGUAUGUGAAUGUACGUGCACAUUCAUUUGCAAAGGACAUACGGGAAAAACACAAAUCAAGAAAGAAGGCAAACAGAAAAAAGUCAUUAAGAGUUGAAUUGAAGAGGACAAAUGAUGGUAUAAAUGUGUAGCAUCCUUAACAUGAAUACUUUAAAGGCAUAUUUUAAACAGUGACAUUAUAUGUUAAACAAUCAAAUUAACUAAGUUCAUUUUUGCUAUAUAGAAACGUUAAAUCACUACAUUGAAAUGUUAAAUCAAAAAAGAAUAUAAGGUUUAAAAUUUACUUAUUGUCUCAAGUUCAGUGUUUUUCAUUUUCUUUUUCUUUUUGGUAAUGGCUCAGUGGAAAUAGCAUUGAACUUUGAUGCAGCAUGAGUAACAUUACCUGCUAUUGGUACAAUGCUGAACUGGCUCUUGAUUAUGUUGUCAUUAUAGCCAACACUCUGAAGAUUGGGGUUAUCUCUUCUUUGACCCAUGGACCUUUGCCUCCCAAAGUAGUUUUCUAAAUCAUCUUGACAGAAGCGCUCUGUUAAAACAUAAUGAGCUCCCUUUGACAAUAGAAAUCUUGUUGCCUCGAUCACUGAGUGUACAGAUCUUUGAAGACCGUUGUAUGUUUGUCGUGAAAUAAACAUUGCUUGCUUUUCAGACUUAGAAUAUUGUCCCUCUCUGUUUUCAAUUGAUUUCUUCCAGUCAGCAAAAAACUUUAAGAAAACAUUUUCUAGCCAUGAAAAUCUUUCAUCAUCUUCAGAUUCGAAUGGUUUUAAAAACUUUUUCCCUUUCUGCAAAUGCUCUUGCUUGUUGCGGACAUUGAAACAGUCAAAAAAGUUAUCCAUCAGGGAACAAAACUCAGCUGUGCCUUUUGCAUCACUAGAGCCAUAUUCACCAAGAACCUUGGCCACAGUUGAGCUCAGAAUUUGUACAGCAAGCCUUACUCUCAUAGCAGAGUAAGGUGUUAGGUUGAUAUGCUCAUAGGUAAGACGAGGCAAUAAUUUCAACCCAAAUUCAAGCUCUUCAUAAUAUAGCUUACUUAUGUGGCUCCAAAGAAUGUGAAUGCCACUGUUCCAAAGAAACCUUGAUGAUUUGUUUGAGCCUGAAUUUGCUAGGUUGUUGCGAGCAGUCUUCAUAAGAUGGGGGGCAUCAUUGAAGAAAAAGACAAAUCUGUCUGGUGCAUAAAUAUUCUUGACACCAUAAACAACACCAUUCUGUGCUUUACCAUCCAUUUGUUUGUGCAUGUGAAAAAAUGAAUGAUUAGAAGAUGCACCAUCUCCAACUGCUCCUAUUACACAUAAAUUACAUGCGGCUUCAAGGAUGCCAACUGCUCGCCGAAACAACAGAAAAAGCUGAGCUGAAGUGACCCCUGUUGUUGCAAAUGUUGCAAAACUAUAUGACAGUGGGUUUACAACGCUUUUCACAAGGAAAACUAGCACAUGAGUUGCAACUUCAUCAACUGUUUUUAGGGUUCCAAAGUUGACUUCAGGGUCACCCAAAUCAACAAACCCUAUCAAUUCUCCUGAAUUUUUGUCCCAUACAAGAUCUUCUUGUAUCUUCAUUUCAUCAAAGCAAAUUAUGAUGUAUCUUUCAACAUUUGUAAAUUCUCUUGUUCCUUUCUCCAACUGACUGACGACAGCAUCAUUAAAACCUCUUUUUGGGUGAAUGUAAUGUCUAUAGUCUCUGAGUGUACGGAGGCUUGGAAGAAUUAGCACACCACUUCCAUGUUUUUCAUCAAACCUCAUUUCCUUAUAGGCAGAUGUAGACUUUGCAGCAAGUGCCAAGCAAUACUUAAUAAUCAUUGGAUGGUAUCUAACUUGGCUUGGUCUUUGCUGCAAAUAUUUCUGUUGCUCUUCCCAGAAAAGUUUCAUAAAGGGGGGUAUAUUUCUGUUAUUGCAAGAUCUGAAUAAUUCUUUCAAAUCAUCUCCAAGGUCAUUGCUUACAGGCUUUGCCUUGGUGUCAAUUUCUCUCUUCAUCUCCUCAAGCCGCAAUUCAAGUUGCUUGCAUUUUAUCCUGUUUUCCUGGAGAGCUAAUUUGAUGCGUACUGGAUGAGUUGCUGAUAAGGGUGCCUUGAGUUUUGCAGCAGAACAUUUUGUGUCAUCUUUUCUCUUUUUCUGUUUUGCUUCAUACUGCUCUUUUGAUUUGCAUGGUAAGCAUUGACCCUCAUCUUGUAGCAAAACUUCACAAGAUGUUGCACGCAGGUACUCCUGCUGCUUCAAAGGUGUCUCUACCAUUGACGAAGACAUACAGGAAACAACCAUGGGAACAACAUGAUGGAUCAUACUUUUGUUUUGAUACUCAAAGCCAAUUCUUGUGUUAAUUCCUGAGCAAAGUACUGCUGUUUGAAGAUCUUUCAUAAGAGUUGAUAGAGUUAAAUUUUUGAAAGUACAUCCUGAUUGUUUCAGAAAACUGCAACUUGGCUUUAACAACCACCCGAACACACGUACAGCAAAGCUUAGAUUCUCCUCUACUACAAUUUCAAAUUUUGGAACGGUAUACUGAAUGUCCUUUUUUGCAAUAUAGCAGCUGUUGGUGCUAGCUUUAAUCUCAAUAUCCAAUUUCAAAUCACCCACUCUUUUAAUAAAUUGUUUGAAAUCUGUGUAACAUGGAGCUGCUGUUGAAUGAGAUGAAAAACGCAAAAUUUCACGCUUGGCAAUCUGGCUUUCUGACCUACAUCCUUGUGGCUGAUUUGGCAGACUUUUUUCUGGUAAAUUCACUGUCGGAAUAGCACCUUCUUUAAGUGUUUUGCGAUUAUUAUCUAAAAAGAGACGUACAAUCAAAAAGCAAAUAGAUAAUAAAAAUUUAUAAAAUUUGUGAACUUCUAUUGUGUUCUAAUUUGUUCAUAUUUCCACGCUGCAAUUUAAAUCUAAAUGAAUUUAUAAAUGACAUAUGGAAAUAUCAAUGAUUGAUAUUCAUUAAAACAACUACAUUCACAGAGGCUGACUGUCUUGUCAAAAACGAUUUUUGAGCAAGCAUAAUUUUAGUACCUUUUCAAACAUAUAAAUACAUAGCACUUAGGAGGCUCGAUCACCUCUUGUUAUUGUCGAAAACGCGUUUCUACUAUUUUCUUUUGCCUUCGUGAGAAUUUUUUCCGAAAGCCCCCUUUUCUAGCACAACAUUCCUGAACAGACAAAACUAGUUGCAUAAUUCUUUACCACACAAUUCUGGUUAUUAUCAUCUUUGACGCGUGUGCAAUAACGAAUAUUCGUGCCUUUAAUAGACAUUCGAACUAUACUCACAAUAAUAGAGUUGAUCUGGUCUGAAGUGUUGUUCGCAGAUGUAGACACGAUCUUCUCUUAUUUGUUCUCGUAGGCCAACAUCAAUAACUCGAUCUCUUGUGAUGACGUUCAAAAUUUCAUUUCUCCAUCGCUUUGUUUCAUCGUCCACAGCUUUAGGAAGCUUAAAGAUCAAUAUUUCCUUGUAUUUUUUCGUUCGACACGCUCCACAACCAUAAAUCGCGCAAUUACUUCCAGGCAUACUUUACAGUUUACAACAUCAUCGCGAAAAGCAAACAAAACCUGAUUGCACUUACGGAGGUCUGGGACCUAGCGGAACGAAGGACAAAAACAUAUAACAAGAGCCUAUUGUUCGUUUCCAGACUAGCUAUUUCUUAUGACUAUGGU